AGUUGCCUUUGAGCGGUGACAGUGGGAGACUGUGUGUGUGUCGCCGGUCCUCACGGCGAUGGCAUCUUACGAAGAAGUCGGGAUAGGGGACGCUGUUCUUCUCGAUGAAAUCUCGACCAGUGCAUUCGUAGAUAACUUGAGACUCAGGUUUAAUGGCGGGAAAAUCUACACGUACAUCGGGGAGGUGUGCGUCUCGGUCAACCCCUACAGGACGGUCACCUUCUACGGCAAGGACUAUGUCAACCAGUACAAAGGUCGGGAGAUCUUCGAGCGACCGCCGCACAUCUUCGCCAUCGCGGACGCGGCGUACAAGGCCAUGAAGCGACGGGGCAAGGACACCUGCAUAGUAAUCUCUGGCGAGUCGGGCUCCGGCAAGACCGAGGCCUCCAAGAUCAUCAUGAGAUAUAUUGCUGCCGUUACCAAUGUUGCCGGACAGCAGGAGGUGGAGAGAGUGAAGAAUGUUCUCCUGCAGUCGAAUGCCAUCCUUGAAGCGUUUGGUAAUGCUAAAACCAACAGAAAUGACAACUCGUCCCGAUUUGGAAAAUACAUGGACAUUAACUUUGACUUCAAGGGUGACCCAGUCGGCGGCCAUGUCCAAAACUACCUUCUAGAGAAGUCUAGGGUUGUCUUACAGCAGCAAGGAGAGAGGAAUUUUCACUCCUUUUAUCAGGUUCUUUUCGGAGCAACAGAUUCGGAGUUGUCACGCCUGAAACUGAAACGGGAUGUCAAUGCAUAUCACUUCAUCCGUCAAGGUGGUACUCCCAGGGUAGACUCCAUCGCUGACAAGGCUGACUACAAGACUUGCCAACAAGCAUUUAAGACGUUAGGGUUCACACCUGACCAAAUUGAUGCUAUUUGGCGAAUCGUUAGCGCAAUUUUACACUUGGGCAAUAUUGAAUUCUCCUCUGGUGGAGACGAGACUCAGAUCCAGAACCCCAAAGUUGUGCGGAACAUUGCGGAGCUGUUGCACGUUUCUCCAGAUGACGUGAUUAAGGCACUGUGCCACAGGGUCAUAGCGGCGCGGGGAGAGGUAAUGGAGAAGCGUCAUACAGAGAGUGAAGCCAACUUUGGUCGAGAUGCCUUUGCUAAGGCCAUCUAUGAAAGACUCUUCUCCUUUAUUGUGGAUGGAGUCAACAAGGCCAUCGAGGUUCGUUACGAAGGCACAGCUGCUCGCUACAAAUAUAACACCGUCAUUGGUGUGUUGGACAUCUAUGGUUUUGAGAUCUUCGAACAGAACAGUUUUGAGCAGUUUUGUAUCAACUAUUGCAAUGAAAAACUACAACAGCUCUUUAUUGAACUUGUACUGAAGCAAGAGCAAGAAGAGUACAAGAGGGAAGGCAUUGCCUGGCAGAACAUCGAAUAUUUCAACAAUCAGAUAAUAUGUGAUUUGGUUGAGCAGUCACACAAGGGAAUUAUUUCAAUCACAGACGAAGCCUGUCUCAAUGUUGGUAAAGUCACAGACCAGAUGCUUCUUGAGGCCAUGGAGAACAAAUUAAAAGGCCACAAACACUUCACUACACGCAAACUCUCGCCAAUGGACAAAGAGCUCAAACAUGUGGAAGAAUUCAGAAUCAAACACUAUGCAGGAGAUGUGGUGUAUAGCAUCAAUGGGUUCUUGGAUAAGAACAAGGACACACUGUUCCAGGACUUCAAAAGAUUGAUGUACAGUUCGUCUGAUCCUGUGAUCUCCAAUAUGUGGCCAGAAGGUGCGCAGGACAUCACUAUGACAACAAAACGUCCCCAAACAGCAGGAACUCUCUUCAAAAAUUCAAUGGUUGCUCUAGUGAAAAAUCUUGCCAGCAAGGAGCCAUAUUAUAUUCGCUGUAUCAAACCCAACGACCAGAAGUCUCCUGUGAUCUUCGACCAAGAGAGAGUCAUUCACCAGGUAAACUAUCUUGGUCUAGUGGAGAACUUAAGAGUGCGAAGAGCUGGAUUUGCAUACAGGCAGAGUUAUGAUCGCUUCCUCAGGAGAUACAAGAUGAUCUCUCAGUACACUUGGCCCAACUUCCAUGGUGGUACAGACCGAGAGGGUACCAAGAUCCUAGUAGAGGAGCAGGGCUUCACCAAUGAUGUCAAAUACGGCAACACUAAACUCUUCAUUCGCUCUCCCCAAACACUCUUCGCUUUGGAACAGGGAAGAGCAAAACUGAUCCCAGGAAUUGUAAUUUUCCUGCAAAAAAUGUGGCGUGGAGCCAUUUGUCGGAUGCACUACAGACGCAUGUGUGCGGCCAUCACCAUUCUGCGACACUACAGGCUCUACAAGAUGCGUUCCUACAUACUCGAGCUCAACAGAGUAUUUAGAAAUGUGAGGCAAAUGCAGGACUUCGGUAAGCAUGUGCGAUGGCCCGCCCCUCCCCUAGUGUUACGCUCGACAGUGUCUGAUUUUCAGAGCAUACACAGCCGGUGGAGGGCUCACAUGAUCCUCUCUAAUAUAGACAAGGCAGAAUGGCCUCAACUUCGCAUCAAGGUCAUUGCUGGAGAUGCUUUGAUGGGUAAACGAGUAGAUUGGGGUGUGAGGGAGAGCUGGGUGGGCAACUACUUGGCAACUACAAAAGAGAAUCCUGAAGCUUCAACCUUUGAGUCUGCCGUCAGAAACAUGCGUAACAAAGAUGGAUUCAGAGAGGUGUUGUUCUCCAGCUUGGUGAGAAAGAUUAAUAAAAAGGACAAGAUGGCAGAGCGUGCAAUUAUGCUGACAGACAAACAGAUUUACAAGUUGCACAGCAAGACUUUUAAGCCUCUCAGAUCACCCAUUCCCAUUUUGGAGGUGAGUGGAGUGAGCGUCAGUCCUGGUCAGGACCAGUUGGUGAUUAUCCACUUAAGAGGCGGCAACGAUCUAGUUAUCUCCCUCUCGUCACAAUCCAAUGCUAAUCGUGUUGGAGAAUUAACAGGACUCCUCCUCAGACAGUAUCAACUUCUUAACCGCUCAGAAUUGCGUGUGGUAGUGGGUCCGACUCUGCAGUGCAUGCUAGGCAGCAAGUCCCGAGUGGUGGUGGUUGAGGAGAGUGAUGUUAGCACGUUUGCUGCAUUUCGGAAAGGUACCAAGCGUGGCGACAUGGUGUACUCAUGGCCGAUCUCCCUCAACAAGGAACUUCCUCCACCAACCAAAACACACGGCAGACAACCUCCUCCGCCACCACCUUCUCGUUCUGCUGGAGCUAACAGCUAUGGCAAUGGGAAUGGUUAUGGCCAUGGCAAUGGAAGUGUUCCUGGCAAUGGACACAUCAAGGACAAUGGCUACACAAGCACCAGCAACAGCUUCAUUCAUGGAAAUGGAAAUAGUCGUGUUUAUGCAAAUACUGGUAGAUAUUAGUUCCGAUCAAAAGAAUUAACUGAUGUGCUUUAAUAAAUUAUCGAAAUAGAGAUUUAUUAGUUAGAGCAGAGAUAGUGAAUGCGUGCCUUACUUGAUAGUGCUCGUAACAUAUUGUGUGCUAGAGAUAAUCAACUGAUACAAUUCCAUAUAUUCUUGUAUAUUUUCUCUGCAACCAUACAGAUAAUGGCAAUGCAUUUUUCACAUUCAUUAAGUAGUUUGCAUUUAAUAUCAUCACCAUUCAUUUCACAUGUUAAUAAUAGUCAUUCUUUUUAAUUCAUCUCAUAUCUCUUGAUACCAUAAUCUGCUUUACUCUUUCUUGCUUCAUAAACGUUUUAAGUAAUGCCUUGUGAAAUCUGUCUGGUACAAUAGCUUAUAAAAUAUUUAAUAAAAUUUCUACUAAAUAUUAAUAUGCAAUACUUCCGUAUCUUCAGAUUUAAGGGUUUUAGGUACAUAUUAUACUUGUUUUCCAGUGCUUUGUAUAUUAUUAUUUCUACUACAUAUCUGACUUUUUUGAUUCUUAGUUUAAGAAGGCCAUCCUAUUUUUUAUAUAGGGUGAAGCUUUUCAUGAGCAUAAUAUUUUUCGAGACUUCAGCCGAGUUGUCAUGGGUUUCAUAUGAUGAGAUCGUUAGUGACAGAGAGGCAGCAUGAGCUAUGGUAUUCAUGUUAAAGCUGAAGUUAAACCACUUGCUGGUUUUAAUUUGUUUAGUUUUGUCUUGAAGGUUUGGUCACUAUUCUUCUUCAUAUUAGCAUGAAUAAAUAGCUUGUUGCCUUAUUGUUCGACCAUGAUUCAACCUUUGGUUUGAAGAUCAGAACAUCUUUUCUUAUGCUUCUGUUCAUUGUGGGAUAGUAACUUAUAAAUUAGAGCACCCUACCAAUGAAAAUGGAAUAUAAUGGAUUAUAACAAGAAAAGGAUAACCUGUACAGGUUGUGUAUGUUGGGCAAGAUAUAGCAUUAACUUGAAUAAAUUGUCAUUAGUUGUCAUAUCAACUACUGUCAGUUGUCAAACUGUCAUGUCAUCCACUCAUAACUAAGUAGAUAGAGGUUCUGCCUCACACACAUGAGGUCCAUGGUUCAAGUCUCCUAAAGCCCAGGUGAAUGAAAUUAACUUAUAUAUUAUCAAAUAAUUUUAUGGAUUCAAAUAUUCUCUGAAGUUUGGAUAAAUAGAAUGCUUCAGUUUUCCUGUUUAUCACAUACAAGAUGUCUCGUUAAAAUAUAUAACUGUAAAUAAGUAAAAUGAUUUAAAUGUAAUUAAGAUUCUUAUUCUGUCUUCAUUUCUGAUGCCUUGUUAUUCCUGGGAAAACUUCUUCAAUGGGAGUUAGGCUGUAUACAGAAGAAAAGCUCCUUGUUAUUCCUAUCCAAACACAACCUUUUAGCUUUUUCUAUUGCCCUCAGUGUUAGAAUUUCUAUUUGUGAUUAUUUUGUACUGUGCUUUUAUCAAGAAUGAGUCCGAAACAAUUUAUUUUUAAAUAAAACAAAUUGAUUAAUCUAGAACUAAUCGACAGGGAGACCUAUCACGUAAUGAAUGAUGUGUGGAAAUUUGAGGCUAUCUCACUAUAGAUCGCAGUAAGUAAUUGUUCAAAAGAUUCUAAUAAACUAUAAAGUUGUAAAUAUGACUGACUGGUACUUCUGCCAAGAUCUAUCUGUAGCAUUUUAGAGAGGCAACCAUUGUAUAUAAUUAUGAGACUACAAUAUGUGGAAACUGCAGAAGAGGAAAAUUUGUGUAAUGUUCCUACAAUCUUGAUCAGAUAAUGUAGUGAUGCUAUAAUAAGCUCAUUCCAAGAGGUGUUCAGUCAAAUUGCCUAGUUAUCUUUAUGUACUUGAGAAUUUAUCCUUGAAAUAUAUCAUACAUAUUUUAUCAACUGGACAACAUAGCCAGUUAAUAACAUGGUAGAUGUUCAUCCCUUAAAGAAUAGCUUCAUUAUGGUGGUAGAGAAAGUACCUUUGCAACAAACUUGAAAUUUAUUUAGCCCUUUUAAAGAUUAAUUCAUGAACAUUGCACAAUGAUUUGAGACUGUAGAAGCACAUUUUUUCAGAUAAUUAGUGGAAAAGCAAUGUCUGAAGUUUUACUGCCAUUGUGUUCAGAGUACCACUGAAGAAAGAAACUUGUUUCUACUAAACAACUAAAGUUUUGUUUUGUAUUGUUUACUUUAGUUUCUUCCAACUAAAGAAGGCUGUUGGAAGAAACUACAGUAGUGGUGCAAUCAUGCGUUUCAGCUGAAACGCAUGAUUGUAUACUGUAUGGAACUGUAUACUGUAUGGAACUAUAUUUACUAGUUGUGCCAUUGUAUUGGGUGUGUAAUUUGUUCUGAGUGUAGAGAUUUUUUGUAUACUGUACAUACAUAGAAAUAGUUAUUGUCUAGAGUUUUCUUGCCAUACAGCAAGAGUAAUCCAUUUUAUUUCAAAUAUUAUUGGGGUGGGGGGAGGGUUAGUAUUUUUGUGAUAUACUCUGAUAAUUCUGUGCUCGUGCACUAUUGACGUAUAUAGUUUAUAUUUUUGCAAUAACAGUAUAUUUGAUGAUCAGUGAGGUAUAGAAAGCAUAAUCAGUGUUUAGACAAUUGUUGAGUAUUUUUAGAUAUGAUGUUAAUUUUCUAUAUUGCCGUAUUUUUAUUUUCACGAUUCAUAUCCAGGCUGUUAAAUUAUUUGAUUUGUUAAUUUUGAAUAACUGCAUUGUUUACAAUAAUGCUGCAAGUUCAUAAAUUAAAUAUAAAAUGCAUAAACAAACAUUCACUGGCAAGUAUACAACCAAAUAUAUAUGUAAAUGUCAAAUAAUAUAACAUUAUAACUGUUAUACUUAUAAGGCAAGCAAAGAAAGUCAUCAUUGCUUAUGUUGAUUGCCUUAAGUAAAUUGUAUUAUUUUGUUAACACUGUCCGUUAUUUACAUUAAUGUUGCCAGUGAUUUUUAAGUUAUUUCUUCCGAUGGCUAAACUUCUAAUUUGAAAUGCUUAAGAAAUAUUACUUAAAUCUUGUGUUUUUUUUUUUUUUAACCACUUUAAAGCACAUUUCAAUAUAAAGUAAGAUUUUAUUCUUGUUAUUUGGCUAAGUUUUACCGUGUAGCUGGAGGAGAUUACUGCCAGUUGCUGCUAUCGCUUCACAUGAUGCACCCUGCAAGGGCAUUACGAUCCCUUGACAAUUUGUUAACGAGACAAUUUAAAUUAUUCUGCAUUAUGAGUACUGUAAUAGUUUGUUGUAAUUUUGUAUAUUACAUGAAUAUUUAUGAAUAAAAUGUGUACUUC
Molecule: messenger RNA, 6543 nt
Organism: Procambarus clarkii (red swamp crayfish)
Lineage: Eukaryota; Metazoa; Arthropoda; Malacostraca; Decapoda; Cambaridae
Source: RefSeq, a predicted model, not a curated record